Brassica napus (rape) is the source of this 636-nucleotide messenger RNA. Its product is annotated as photosystem II 10 kDa polypeptide, chloroplastic. Gene Ontology annotation, biological process: photosynthesis. Bases 72 to 497 code for a protein of 141 amino acids. The transcript has 4 exons. NCBI's taxonomy places the organism in Eukaryota, Viridiplantae, Streptophyta, Magnoliopsida, Brassicales, Brassicaceae. The record is from RefSeq and is a predicted model, not a curated record. Gene Ontology annotation, cellular component: thylakoid membrane; photosystem II; photosystem II oxygen evolving complex.
GGCUAUCAGCUGGAUACACAUAGAGAUUAGAGAUCGUGAGAGAAGAAGAGAACUUUGAUCUUUGUGAGAACAUGGCUGCUUCAGUGAUGCUUUCAUCAGUGACAUUGAAACCGGCGGAUUUCACGGUGGAGAAGAUGUCGGCGAGAGGAUUGCCCUCGCUCACAAGAGCUUCUCCUUCUUCCUUCAAAAUCGUCGCUAGUGGCGGCAAGAAGAUCAAGACAGACAAGCCCUUUGGAGUUAACGGCAGCAUGGACUUGAGGGACGGCGUCGACGCUUCCGGCAGAAAGGGCAAGGGAUACGGUGUGUACAAAUUUGUCGACAAGUAUGGUGCGAACGUUGAUGGAUACAGUCCUAUCUACAACGAGGACGAGUGGUCAGCGAGUGGUGACGUGUACAAGGGAGGAGUCACCGGUUUGGCGAUUUGGGCGGUGACACUCGCCGGUAUUCUUGCCGGAGGAGCUCUUCUUGUGUACAACACAAGUGCUUUGGCUCAGUAAAAUCUUGAAACUGUGUUUAACUCAUAUGUACUCGUGUUCCUCUAUUAUAUGUUUUAGUGUCGUUGUUCUGUUCUAUGUAAUGUUGUUAAGAAACUAAGAAGAUACUUUGAAUCUAUAAGAACAUGUUUAUAGACUGAAA